CCGACCCGUGACUCGGGCGGGUGGCCCGGCCCGAACCGGACCCGUCCAACCCGCGGGCCGGUCCCGGGCCCACUUUUCUUGAACCGGCGGCCCGACCCGGCCCGAAUUCAUCAUUACCUACACAUAUAUACGUAAGAAGUAGAGGGAGAGAAAUAUAGAAGAUCAGUACACGCCGUCGAGGAAAUCGUCGGCCGCAAUCUUUGCCGGAGAAAGAAGAAAAACAAAGAAGAAGAUAUACCCGAUUUGACUCCAUCGCCAGCCUGACCUACUGCUAGUCCGUAGAAGUAUAAUUGAAACAUCUGCUAUUGUCGCCGGAAGAAGUUGUAGUGUGCUUGCAUUCUUUAUGUAAUAUAUGUUUGAUCCCUCAAAGUAUGAAAUCAUUUUUAAAUAAAAUGACAAUUUUUUGGUAAAAAACCGAAAAAACAGAAACCGAAUCGAAACAAACCAAACCAAUCAAACCGUGGUUCCAAGUUUUGGAGUGUAGAAUCGAACCGAAACCGAACCGAACUUUUUACUUUGAUACUAUAUUUGGUUUUAGGUCAAAACCGAACCGUAAGAAUCGAACUCACCCCUAUGAUCAAGCACUCGAACUAUAAAAAACAUCCAAUUUUAAUUUUAGCCGGUAGACUACAAGUUCCCUGGGUCACUGCCCAUGUGGACUUUCCACAUGGUUUUAUUGUUUUUUUUUAAUUUUAUGUUUUCGAGGUAUUUAACUUUCUUCUUUCAUUUUCAUUUACUCCAGUCCCGCAAAGUGAAACUAUACGCGGUCUUAUCCCUGUACUAAAGUACAUAGAGACUAUUUCCGGAUGACUCAUAGUGAAAAUCCCGUCCAAAAUUGCAUGGAUUGAAAAUUUAGUGAGCCAUUUUGCUUUAUUUCAUCAUAAUCUCAAACAAAAAAAUAAUGAAUCUUUGGCUCCAUUGAAAAUUGAAAAUGAUGGAAAAGGUAUUUAACUUUCUUCUUCUUUAUUUCAUUUUCUUUUUCUUUUUUCUUGUACAGGAGCAACUUCCCAGGCCAGCCAUGACUCUAGUCUUACCCUCGUUCCUCAUCUGACCAGGCCACCAACUUCAUCGGCGCUCUGUGCACCUAAUCGCGACCGCCACUACUACACCACCGACGCUCUUGUAAGACCUUACGUUUCUCAAGAAAUCAAGUAUCUUGUUCUUCAUCUCCACGCAUGGAACCCUUACACGCCGAACCUCAAUCCAAAUUCAUUGAAUUUCCGUACGUGUGCGCUCCCCAGAGAGAGCUUAUGGUGGAACUCAUGUCCUCUAUUGAGACCCGGCUUGGGUCUGACCUCCACCCAUGUACCCUCCCACCUGAUGUCCAGUACUAUGAAAACCCUAAUGGCUCCGCACAUGGUUCACUCCAUGUCCGGUCAGGCAUCCCCUCUUCCUUGAUUAAUCUCAUAUUGGGGAGUUGGAUCCAUUGCAAGUUGCCCAGUGGAGGAGCCGUGAACAUAACCACUCUAUCUGCCUAUUUGAGAUCCUCUACUAAUGCACCAAACUUUGUAAUUGAGUUCAUUCGUACCUCUCCAGUGUCUCUAGUUCUUAUCCUUGAUCUCCCUCCUCGAAAGGACCUUGUUCUACACCCUGAGUACUUGAAAGUGUUUUACGAAGACACCCAAUUGGACAGACACAGGAAACAUCUUCAGGAGCUACCCGUGGUGCGACCUUACUUCUCUUCAUCCCUGUUUGUUCGUGCUGUGUUCUCCCCAUCAUCCAUUAUGGUUUCCAUAGAAGCGAAUGAUGAUGAGGAAGAACGCAUUGAUGAUAUUAUUCGAGAUCAUAUAAGCCCUAUUGCUAAGGAAAUGCUGGGGACAUGGUUUGAUGUGUGUGCAAGUGUGGAGAGAGAAGUUGGAGGGGAUGAGAGUGCUGAACUAGAAAGGAGGGACCGAAUCAUUAAAAACAAGACAAUUGAAAUUGAUCUUGGAUUAAGCUACCCUAGACUCUUUGGGCAGGAAGUAGCGGACCGGGUUUUAGGAGUGUUACGGGAUAUCCUCAAUGCUUGAAUAGUUGAAUAUGGUCACAGCCUAAUGUCAAAUUGAUGAUAAUUUUACUGCUUAUGGUAACUGAACUGUAUUUAGCUGCAAUAUAAUGUGUAUUAUAAUAUGUAUAAACGUAAGACUUGAAUGGUUUUCAUCUCCCAGAAAUACAUGCAUAUUUGAAUUCUAC
Messenger RNA from Cuscuta europaea, 2172 nucleotides. The record is from the annotation of a GenBank genome assembly. NCBI's taxonomy places the organism in Eukaryota, Viridiplantae, Streptophyta, Magnoliopsida, Solanales, Convolvulaceae.